AUGAUAUCUGAGGAGGUUUGUUGCUCGAGAGCGGGUAGGAGUGUGGGGAAGGAAAGGGAUGUGGAGUUGGAAGUGGGUGAGGGGAUUAUUGAUCCGGAAAUUCCUAUUCCUUCUAUUGAGACUGAUGGGGAGACCUGUUCGUCAAGAAUUAAUAUUGGCACAGGAAAAGAAGGUACUCUGACAUUGGGAGAGAUGGGGUUAGAUCCGGAUAUUCCUAUUCCUUCUAUUGAGCUUGAUGGGGAUGCAUUCACGGACAAAGAGGAAUCAGAAGGACGCUUAGUUGAGUUUCAGAACGGGGAGGACGAAAGACGUCUUAUCGAGGAAGAGAACAGUGAUAUUUUAGAAGCAAGAGCCAGAGACAGAGACGGAGCUAGAUGCCAAGACAGAACGAAGCUGGGCAGAAGUCGCCGAUAA
Molecule: messenger RNA, 414 nt
Organism: Botrytis fragariae
Lineage: Eukaryota; Fungi; Ascomycota; Leotiomycetes; Helotiales; Sclerotiniaceae
Exons: 1
Coding region: 1-414 (137 amino acids)
Source: RefSeq, a predicted model, not a curated record